This is a messenger RNA of Thlaspi arvense, 1695 nucleotides long. Lineage: Eukaryota; Viridiplantae; Streptophyta; Magnoliopsida; Brassicales; Brassicaceae. The record is from the annotation of a GenBank genome assembly.
GCGGCCCAAAUGAACUAUUGUAUCAAGACAACAAAAACAAUCAUAUCCUCAAAAAAAUCGACCUGAAAAAUUCGCAAACUAGAAAAAUUAUCGCCAUUGUCGUCUCAGGCUGAAGCUUGUACAAGUUUCAAUACCUCUUUACUAAAAAUGGCGACGCUAUCGAAACUAGAGAUAGCCACUACCUUCCUCGCUUUCACCGCUCCUCGUUCCGCUACCGUAUUGAACUAUCGCUUCUCUUCUGCCGCUGCCCCGCUUAACUCCAGCCUCAGAGGUACGACCGUCUCCGUCCGAACCACGCCGUCGCUGUUCUAUUCCCCGGUGUUAAGUUCCAAUCGCCUUCGAAGAUUCUCCUCUGUCUCGGCCUCAGCUUCCGCGCCGGCGCCACCGCAAACCGAAGAUGCCGAUGUCACCACUAAGAUUCCACCGGACAACCGAAUUCCAGCUACUAUAAUCACAGGGUUUCUGGGCUCUGGCAAGACGACGUUGCUGAACCAUAUACUGACCAGAGAUCAUGGGAAGCGCAUAGCCGUGAUAGAGAAUGAGUUUGGGGAGGUUGACAUUGACGGAUCACUUGUUGCUUCUAAAUCCAUGGGAGCAGAGGAUAUAGUGAUGCUCAACAAUGGCUGCCUGUGUUGCACAGUUAGGGGGGAUCUCGUGAGGAUGAUUUCAGAGUUAGUCAAUAAGAAGAAAGGAAAGUUCGACCAUAUAGUGAUAGAGACAACAGGUUUGGCAAACCCGGCCCCGAUUAUCCAAACCUUUUAUGCGGAGGAUGAAAUUUUCAGUGAUGUGAAACUGGACGGCGUUGUUACUCUGGUUGAUGCUAAACAUGCUCGUUUGCAUCUAGAUGAGGUCAAACCCAAAGGUGUUGUCAAUGAGGCUGUUGAACAAAUAGCCUAUGCAGAUCGUAUCAUAGUUAAUAAGACUGAUCUUGUUGGUGAGUCAGAAUUAGGUCUGGUGGUGCAACGCAUAAAGACAAUAAACAGCAUGGCUCAGAUGACGCGGACAAAGUACGGAAACGUUGACUUGGAUUAUGUUCUUGGAAUUGGAGGUUUUGAUUUAGAGAGAAUCGAAAGCUCUGUGAAUGAAGAUGAAAAAGAAGAUCAUGAUGAGUGUCACGACGAUCAUCGCCAUGAUCACGACCAUGAUCAUGACCACCAUCACCACGGCGAACAUGAGCAUCAUCACUCUCAUGAUCACACCCAUGAUCCCGGUGUUACUUCAGUGAGUAUUGUUUGCGAAGGGAGCUUGGACCUUGAGAAGGCAAACAUGUGGCUCGGGACGUUACUGAUGGAACGCAGUGAGGAUAUCUACAGAAUGAAAGGUCUCCUCUCGGUGCACACCAUGGAGGAGAGAUUCGUGUUUCAAGGUGUCCAUGACAUAUUCCAAGGAUCACCAGACCGGUUAUGGGGAAAAGACGAGGCGAGGGUCAACAAGAUCGUCUUCAUUGGCAAGAAUCUGAACCGGGAGGAGUUAGAGCAUGGUUUUAAAGCUUGCUUGAUUUGAUUUUCUGUAAUCCUUUCCUUAUAUGUCUGUUAAAACCAUGUGAUCUUGUAUCCGACUCUUCUAAAACUGCAAAAUUUUGUUUCUUGUUGAGGAAUCGACCUGUGAGCUCGAAAUGAAGAACCCUGAUGCCCUCAAUAUACAUAAUAUAUAACGGGCCUAUUAGCAUAAAUAUAAGCCCACUGAAGUUCCAGA